AUGGAGCAAGAAACGGGUUUGUCGAAACCAGUGGCGGCGAUAGCCUGCGGGACCAUGGCAUUCCUUUACGUUGCCAUUCUCUAUGCUCCCACUUUGAUCCUGCGCCUCCUGCCUCCUUCCUCUCUCAAGGAAUUCAUGGUCCGCCGGUUCAUAUGCGCCACAAUAUCUUCAUUCCUGUCUCUUGCUUUCUGUGCUCUCCUCCUCCCUAUGAGGAGAAAGGAGGCAACUUACUUGUUGGGCGUAUAUGGCAUCAGACUGGACCAUCUUUGGCAAGCUGUGGUCUUUCCUCUUUCGUUGACUUGUUUAAUGUACGCUGGAUCUUUGGUCUUCAAGUCAUUAUUGCUAGUGGAGUCAUGGAAGGAGCAUAUGCAUCAGGGUGAAGGAAUUUCUUUUAACACUAUUAAAGAUAUCCUGCAAAACUUUCUUGCCGGGGUGUCUUCAACUGCCUCCAAUGUCUUGGCUUGGCGUAAUUAUGCUGUGGCUCCAUUGACUGAGGAAUUGGUGUUUAGAGGAUGCAUGAUACCUUUACUUCUCUGUGGAGGAUUUGAGAUCUACACUGUCAUUUUACUCUGCCCUAUUCUCUUUAGCUUGGCACAUUUAAACCAUUGGAUGGAGAUCUAUGGCCGGCAAAACUAUAGCUUGCUCAAGGCAUUCAUGGUUGUAGGUCUUCAGCUAGGUUACACUGUGAUCUUUGGUUCAUAUGCAUCUUUUCUUUUCAUUCGAACAGGACAUCUUGUUGCUCCAUUAGUUGCUCAUAUAUUUUGCAAUUUUAUGGGAUUGCCUAUGCUCUUUGUGAGGGGGAAAGGUAUGUCAGUUGAAUUGCAGGAAUGCAGCAAAGUAGAAGUCACCAGUGAUGAAGAAGAGUUUAAGGGAGCAUGGCCUUUGCCACCAGAGGCCAAAAAGUUCAAAGCUUUUGAUGUUGUUGACACUUUUUUCCAUGAUGGCUGGUGGAAAGGUGUUAUCUCAGAAGUUCAUGAUUUUGGAGGGAGGGAGGGACAAGAAGAAGACCAUGAGAUACAUUGUUGUUUUUGA
This is a messenger RNA of Dovyalis caffra, 1032 nucleotides long. Lineage: Eukaryota; Viridiplantae; Streptophyta; Magnoliopsida; Malpighiales; Salicaceae. The record is from the annotation of a GenBank genome assembly.